Danio rerio (zebrafish) is the source of this 2113-nucleotide messenger RNA. NCBI's taxonomy places the organism in Eukaryota, Metazoa, Chordata, Actinopteri, Cypriniformes, Danionidae. The record is from RefSeq and is a predicted model, not a curated record.
AUGGGGCCAAGCAGUCCAAAGGCCAUGAGCAGCAAACUCUACAGAAAGCAUCAGAUCAAUUACUGUAUGAGCUGCAUUACUGACUGCUGGAAUCAAGAUGAGCAGAGGAGAGUUUACAGCUGCCCUCAGUGCAGACAGACCUUCAUUCCAAGACCUGCUUUAAACAAGAAUGUGGUGUUUGCUGAAAUUGUGGAGAAACUGAAGAUGACAAAAGUCCAAACAACUGACCCUGCGCCCAGUUAUGCUGGACCUGGAGAUGUGGAGUGUGAUGUUUGUACUGGAAUAAAAUACAAAGCCAUCAAGUCGUGUCUGCUGUGUCUGGAAUCUUACUGUCAGACUCACUUUGAGCGUCAUGAGGCUUUUCGCACCGGUAAACGACACAAGAUAACUGAUGCCAGCGGACGAAUCCAGGAGAUGAUCUGCCCAAAACAUGAUAAACUGCUGGAGGUUUACUGUCGGACUGACCAGAAGAGUAUAUGCUUACUGUGUACAAUGGAUGAACACAAAAAUCAUAACACUGUAUCUUCUUCAUCUGAGAGAACGGAGAAACAGAAACAUUUGAAAGACACACAGAGAAAUCUGCAGCAGAAAAUCCAGGAGCGAGAGAAGAAGAUUCAGGAGCUAAACGAGUCUGUGAAAACUCACAAGAGCUCUGCACAGACAGCAGUGGAUGACAGUGAGAGGAUCUUUACUGAACUCAUCCAGUACAUUGAGAAAAGACGAUCUGAGGUCACGCAGAUGAUCAGAGAUCGAGAAAAGACUGAAGUGAGUCGAGCUGAAGGACUCUUGAAGAAACUGGAGCAGGAGAUUGAAGAUAUGAAGAGGAGAAACACUGAGCUGGAGCAGCUUUCACACACUGAUGAUCACAUACAUUUCCUACAGAGAUUUCAGUCUCUCUCUAAACCCUUGGAAUCUACAGAUUUAUCCAGCACUGCUGUCAGUUCUGACUUUCGUUAUGAAGACGUGAGCAAAUCUGUCUCUCAGCUGAAAAUAACAUUAGAGCAGAUCUGUACAAAGGAGAUACAAAACAUACAUGGACAAGCCACAAAAAUUAACUUCUCAGAACUUCUGAGCACUUCUCAGACUGAACCUAAGACCAGCAAGGACUUCCAACAGUAUUUCCAGCAGUUCUCUCUGGAUCGAAACACAGCACAUCAGCGCAUCUGUCUGACUGAGGGCAACACAGUGACGACUUACACUGAUACAGUCCAGCGGUAUCCUGAUCAUCUUGACAUAUUUGACGAAUUUAAUGUGGAAUUGAGUGGGAAUGAGAGCCUGUAUGGAGUGGGUGUGGCCAUCUCUUAUAAGAGCAUCAGCAGGAAUGGAGACAGGACUACAAGUAGAUUUGGAUGUAAUAAUCAGUCCUGGAGAUUGUUCUGCUCUAAGUCCUGUUACAUAUUCUGGCACAUUAACAAACAGACUCAACUCCCUGCAUCUUCCAUCUCCUCCAGAAUAGGAGUGUAUGUUGAUCACAGAGCAGGAGUUCUGUCCUUCUUCAGCAUCUCUGACACAACAAUGAGCCUCAUCCACAGAGUCCAGACCACAUUCACUCAACUGCUCUAUCCUGGGUUUUGGAUAAAUGAAGGCUCAAGAGUCAAACUUUGUCAUAUGUAAAUCAUGAAAAAUGUUCAGAUUAUCACAUGAAUCUUUAUGUUUGUGUAGAACAAAUGUGACGCACUAAUCACUAUAUUAGAGUAACAGGAAAUAUCACAUUAUAUGUGUAAAUUUGAUGAACUCAGUAUCUUCUUCUGUCAAUAAAAAUAUUGGCUGUUAUAAAUGGACUAGGACUUUACAUGAUGGGAUAUGAGUGACAGGCAAAGAAACCAAUCACAUUUGUUGAAAUGUUGCAUCAUGAUUAGGGUUGUGGAAAUGUCCUCACAAUCACAGACCAGUGUGCUUAAAAGUAAAUGAUUAAUUCACAAACACAGGAAAUCAAGUGAUAAUGUAUGGAGAUUUCUCAGAUUCUGUUCUUUUUUUUCUGAUGAUGCAUUUCUAAACGAAGAUCACGGAGACUGAGAUUGUGGAAAAUGCAGCCUAGUUUGUUUUAUUUAUUUUACAAAAGCAUUUCCUGUAAAUGUAUUUAUCCACAAAUAAAACAGACUCUCAGUUUUGA